This is a messenger RNA of Fusarium coffeatum, 4401 nucleotides long. RefSeq lists its product as uncharacterized. The record is from RefSeq and is a predicted model, not a curated record. The transcript has 8 exons. The coding region runs from base 1 to 4401 and encodes 1466 amino acids. Gene Ontology annotation, molecular function: protein binding. Lineage: Eukaryota; Fungi; Ascomycota; Sordariomycetes; Hypocreales; Nectriaceae.
AUGCAACUCACAUCCGCUUACGCAGGCACACUGCUCGAAGAGUCCCAGAACCGGGCAGGUUUGGUUCAGGCGCAUCGCAACGCCGCUGACUCUGAUGAGUGGUCAGAGGAUUGGCUGUUGGCUCUGUCGACGAGCUUGAUAGGUGACAAUCAGUACCUCCGUCUCUGCCAAGAUGAACAGUGGGAGCACCUCAAACCAGUGAUCAUCGAGUUGUAUACUGGUAAUUAUGGGACGAACAACAAACCACUCAAGAUCACGCAGGUUGUCUCUUUCAUGAAGAAGUACUAUCACUUCCAGGCAGCACAAAACACAUAUCCCCACAAAUUCCGAGAAUGGGGAGUGAGCGACCGCCGUCUGACCAAAGCCAUGGUUAACGAGAUCGCUGCUGCUCUUGGAAGACGCUCUGCCGCCAGAAUGAUCGGGAUGCCUCUGCCAUACGCUGCGUUCGUUUCGGCACUGCCGAAGAUCCCGGAGGCCGCCUCCCCAUACGGGACACAGGCGGCAACGCCUGGCUACUUGAUGAUCAACGACUCUGAUGCAACAUCCCCCCAAGGUGAAGGUGUAGGCCCGUCUCCAAAUAUGCAACUUCUUCUACAGAAAGCGAGAGACGACCGAACAAGUCUGUUUCUCCAGGGGCGUUUGAAAGAUCUUAUUGUUAGCAUGAGCCAAGAUGAUCGAAGGAUCUGUGUUGACUACUUUCAUGAGUUCUAUAUGCACGGCUUCGUUACUGCGAAGAAUUGGGGAUCUCCACCGUCGAUCGUUGACAUCCCCACCCCACCUGCCUUCACACCAUCGGCUUUCCUCCAAUAUCCAUCAAGUCCAUUACUAUCCGAUUCUCCAUCUCGACCGAAACCUAUAAACCCUCCAACUUCCCUUUGCCAGUGGUGCAUCCACGUGAAGGAAGUUGGAUACGAAGCUCUUCCAGAUCAGUCAUCUGAUACAAAUAGGACACCUACUCCAUUUGCAGACUCUCUCCAAACAGCUAUAGCGACUGGCGAGUUUACGGAGCUUCGAAAUGACAACUUGCCUCUUUCACACGAGACUAUCGUCAAGUCUCUAACCGAGAAUCCGAUUACUUUGCAAGUAGAUGCCUGGAAAUUGGCUAUUAUGGCCGGCAACACCGAUUUGCUAAAUGACUUAAGCAACGAAUAUGACGAAGAGGAGGACUUUCCCGACGCGCUUAUGACAGUUUAUCCUUACCACCUUGCAGCCUCGUUUCUCAAUGGAGGUGGAUCUUGUUGCACAGUCUUCGGCACUUUGGCUGCAGAAUGCCCGCGCACACUUCUGCUUCGACAUUAUGUCAACGAGUUGGGACAUACCAUUCUCGAUUCGUUACUAGUUUCCGUUCUACGCUCACACACAAGUGUACGUCCGGAGACAGUGAGUCACGAGUUUGGUGCAUUUUCCAGAUUUCCAGGAGAGGAGAAAGACAUAUGUGGCAGGUGGGAUGUCGAUAGUCCUGAAGUACGUGAGUUGUUUGCACAAGGCUAUGCUCGGAUACCCACUAAAUGGAAGCAUCCAUUUUGCCAUUCUGCUGUGCAAGCAGUAUGUCACAGCGCUAUGGUGGUACUGGGGCCUCGGGCAACUCCCGACAUAGACUGCCCGAGUGGUCUGUUCCUACGUCGCUGCACAGAGUGCGGUAUGGAACUGAAAUUGGGUCCACUCCAUGCGGUCGUUGUCACGGCGUUCUUUCUAGCCCAGUCAGGAAUGCAAGGGGAGACUCUAUUCGGACCACUAGCAAUCCUAGUAUGUCUUUUGAAUAUGGGCGCUGAUGUCAUGAUUUCGGCGAACGUAUCAGUUGAAGAGAUAAUAGGGUUCUCUGGAAUAGGACACUGUCGGCACAGGCUUUUGACAGCAUCUGAAAUGAUGCGGUCCGUCCCGGACAGCGUGGUUGAAAAGUGGAGCGAUGCUUGCCAGGCAGGCUGGGACUCUUUGCUGCAUACGCUUAUAAAGGGCGAGACCCUUUCCUAUGAUCAUGAUGAUCGCACUCAACUGCAAUCAGAAGCCGAUGGUGACGAUUCUGAUGAUGAGUCAGGACCCAUCCAAUGGUUUCACGAGGAUACGAAGAUCAAGUGCACCAACAAAAAGAUCGGACUUCUGUGGGCAACAAUACACACAGAGUUUCUAACUUAUCGCCGCACGAAGGUUGGUGAUCCCUGGAUCUCUGACAACUUUCAGAUGAGUGCAUUGCGUGCAUGGCUCCGGGAUGAGGCUGAAAACUUCGACACACCGCUAGGAACUUGGAAGCGCGCCAUUUGGCUAAGCCUCGCCACCAACUUUUACUGUGAGACACCAACACGCACCGUCACUAUGCGUCUCGUUAACACGAAAACCAUCGACCUUGAAUUCUUCCCAGAUGAUAUUGUUCCCGACUACGCGAUUCUGUCCCAUACAUGGGAGCAAGAGGAAGUCCUGUUCCACGACAUAGGGCACGAUGCCGCCAAAUUAAAGAAAGGCUACGCAAAACUCGAGAAUUGCUGCCGUAUGGCAAGAGACAAUGGCUUCGAGUAUAUCUGGGAUGAUACUUGCUGCAUCGACAAAGCAAGUAGUGCCGAACUUUCUGAAGCUAUAAAUUCGAUGUAUCGGUACUAUCAAGAGGCCACCAUCUGUUAUGUAUAUCUUGCAGACGUCCCUCCGGAGUCCUCAGUGACGGAAAUCGCGAACAGCCGCUGGUUCACGAGAGGGUGGACGCUACAGGAGUUGAUCGCGCCGACUGAGAUGAUCUUCUUUGAUAAAACAUGGCAUGAGCUUGGUACCAAAGCAAGCCUUGUGAAUGUCUUGUCCGAGAGGACGAGCAUCCCGGCCGCGAUUCUGUCUGACAGUGAACAGUUGGAGAAGACGAGCAUUGCGCAAAGGAUGUCUUGGGCAGCUGAUCGGGUAACAACAAGAAAAGAAGACAGCGCAUAUUCCCUGAUGGGUAUCUUCGGCAUCAAUAUGCCACUCCUCUACGGCGAGGGCGACAAGGCCUUUUACAGACUUCAAGAAGAAAUCAUGCGAUCCACCGAUGAUCAUAGUCUUUUUGCUUGGAGGUCUGCCACGUCUCGAGGCGGCUUACUUGCUCCCGAUCCAGCCGCCUUUAAGAAUUCAGGCGAUAUCAUUCCUUGGAACCCAUUCGCCGCUUACAACAGUCCAAUCACUAUAACCAACAAAGGUGUUCAUAUGGAGGUCCCGUUUGUCGCUCAGGAUGUGACUGGUCGAAGCCUGUGUGUUUUAUGUUGCACGACAAUCGGCACGAGGGACAAGGUCCUAGCGAUCCAUCUGAGAGAUUUGUACCUGACAAUGGAACACUUCGAAAGGGUCAUUACUGAUCAGCUUGAGUGGAUCGGUCUCGAUACUUUCAACCUUGUCCAAUACCCCGUCAGGCCCCUCUGCGUUAGACUGCAGGCACAAGCAUUGGUCCGCAAGCCCAGACAAGACAAAGAGGGAGAUAAACCCCCACCAUACACCAUGGAUCUCGCUAAUACCCACCUGUCACUAUCGGAAGCCGCGGCCUUGGGCGACGAAGGAAGAGUGUGGUUCCUUUUAGCUCAGAUGCCGGUUGGGUUAUCUGAAGCCGUGUUUAGUGAGGCCAGAUUAGCUAUCUCACGCGCCGCUCGAGAAGGACACGAACGCUUAGUCAGCCAGCUGAUGACCAGGAGAGACACAGCAGAUCUGCUUGUCGACGAACAAGGUCGAACGGCCCUGUCAUAUGCGGCAGAAGGUGGUCAGGAAUCAGUCAUCAGAUCUAUUCUAUCCAGCGCUAGAAUCAAGCCCGAUGCUCGGGAUAUACAUGGACUGACUGCCUUGUGGUAUGCAGUUUCGAACGGACAUAGCUCUUGUGCAAAGAUGCUUCUGAAGACGGGUUUGGUCUCUGGUAAUGUUGGUGGCGAAGGCGAGACGCAAAGUGCACUCUGGCUAGCCACAGUAGCUCAUGACGUCGAGCUUGUCACUAUGCUUAUCCAGAGCAAAGCCCUCGUGGGCAAUACAGCACGCGAGCCAGCCCUCUGUAAAGCUGUAGCCAACAAGGACGUCAUCAUAGCCAGAGCUCUCCUUCAAGGCGGUGCCGAUCCUAAUAGAAAGGAUUCCAAAAGGUACACACCAUUGCACAUUGCAUGCAGAGAUUUGAAUUACAGCAUGAUAGACCUUCUGAUAUCGUAUGGGGCAGACCCAGACAUCCGUGAUCCUUCAGGCAAAACAGAACUAGCAUUCGCGACAUUGCGAGGAGAUAUUGAGCUAGUGAAAUGCCUGCUUGAGAAUGGCGCAAAUCCAAAGACAAAGUGUACGAAUGGAAAGACGCCGGCCUCUUAUGCGCAGGGUCAGGAGAUGAAGAGUCUUUUUGAGGGCCCGAGAUGGUAUAAAACGUUGCUUGAUAGGACUUGUACAGAUCGAUCAUCAAUGGGCAGUCGUCGUGAGAACUGUUGA